CUGGUCUCGUUAUAUCGCCUUUGAACUAGUCAGGUCUGAACAAAAUGGCCGCCUUCUGCACGGGAUAAUGCGGUGCUUCAAAACUAUCAUGACAACAUGUCACUUUUGAGACUGUGUGCCUAUUCAGCGGGUUUAACUCGCAGUUUUUCCGUUGACAGGGGUAUAAGAUUUCUAAAUGGCGAUUAUUGCCGUUUGUGUCUUAGAAUACGGAGUAAUGGAGAGAGACAAAUACAAGACAAAACAUGGGUUACAGUUUACCAAAGACACUAUUCAGCCAUCCCCAAGAAGGAAGAUGGGAAGAAAAGAUUCUGGGAACAGUCUCAGUUGUUGGACGUUCUGGAGGCCAGAAUCCAACAGCUGCAAUCUGACGUUGUUGUAGAUGUCAAACGUUCAAAGGUGCAAAUCAUCAAAAUGCAGCAGAGACUAAAGAAAAUCGCACCUGGGAAUAGUCAAAAGAACUUGCCAGGAGAAAAAGCAGAGAUGCUUAAAAGUGGGCCUGCUAAAGCUGCUAAAAAGGGUGUAACUGAAGGUGUCACGCCUUUCAAAACUCACGCAAGUCGCUGGAUGGAGAAACUCAAGCGUGAAAAGUGGAUUAAACCCAAAAACCAAACUUCACAUAAAAUGCACGACAAGUCAGUUGCAGGUAAAAGCAGCAAAGGGAGUUCAAUGAUUCCUGCUACAUCUACAAAGACCAUCACAACGGCUAAGAGGAGUAUGACGAAAACUAAAGUAGAAGCCACUGCGUCUAUCACAACAUCCUCCAAAGGCAAAGAAAACGCUUUGCAAAAAAAGUCUAAACGGAAGGUUUUGAGAGCCUCAGAAAGUUUAGCUGUCAGGUUUACAGGAGUGCAAAAGGUCUCCAGCAGUGAAGUUGGCUUGGUUUCUGGGAUGUCUACUGAAGAGAAACUAGCAGCGGUUACAGAUAACGAGUUGGUUAAUGAAGAGGAGCUCGAUGUAGACCAGCAGAGCUUGACUGCUCCUGAAAAGCUUCUGGAGGAUAAGGAAGGAAACCGUUAUGGAGAUCCUGAGCUCAGAAUUCGCUGUUACUUGGAGGCGUGUGUGUUCAUUGAUGAUGUAUCUCGAGCUCAGAACUGUCUACUAUCUCAUCACCGUCAGUUAUCCAAACGCAAGCAACUGUCUAUCAGCGCCUACAACAUCAUAAUGAGGAUGUGGGCCAAAAAAGGUUCCAUCAAUCACAUUCGUCGCUUGUUUGUUCUGAUUGAAGAAGCAGGUCUGAAACCCAAUGUCACUUCUUACUGUGCUGCUCUGGAGUGCAUGGGCCGCAUAUCUGCAUGUGAAAAAUGGAUGAUUACCAGGUGUCUGCAGCAGAUGGAGGUGGACGGCAUGUCUGUGGAUGAUGUGUUCAGCCAGUGUGUGUUUAAGAAGGAUGAGAGAGAAAUGGUCCUGAGGGCCAUCCAAUUGGCGAAACCCGAAUACCAACCUCUUGUAUCCAAAGACCAGCCUGUCUGUUCCUUGCCAUUGGUGGAACAAUUUUAUGCUGAGAGGGAAGGAGCUACGUAUCCUAAACUGGACUUCAGUCUGAAGGAACUGCGGGACCGGUUCAGUCUUCAGCUGGCAAUGGAGAAGGCCACUACCGUCACUAUUGACUCCGUAGAGGCUUUAAAGCCCGUCACCGAUCACAUGGCCAAAAUGAGAGAAUUACUAGCAACACAGAAGAAACACUGGGAGAAAGCUCUUCUCCAGGCACUGAAGGAAAAGAAACGGAUAUUAUCCAACAACAGCCAGAGGUCCUGGAGUACCUGCAUAUACCCAUACCUGUGUAUCUUGGAUGAUCAGGAUUAUGUGAAUAUCAUGCUUCAGAGUUUAGACAAACUGUCCCCCAGCGGUGAAUCUUUGCUCUUCAUGGCUGAGGAGAUGGGAAACCGAGUCCACAAUCUGUACUGCAUCCGGCAGAAGAGCCACAGUCAGAUGAUUGAGAAGCUUGGGAGUAUCUACAGCUCAUAUGCUGAACUCCUGGCGAACGACACCAAGACCAAUGGCAUGCUGCCGCGGGAGUGCUGGGCGAGUCUUGAGAUGGAGAAGUGCAGCGGACCAUCUCUUUUAAGUGAUGACACCCCUUGGCCGCUAGUCCUGAUGGUGCAGCUGGGCAGCUUCCUGGUUGACCUGAUGGUUCAUGAGCUCAAAGUUCGAAGCAACAUCCUCAAUCCCACUCAAGAGAAGAAGCUCAUUCCCGUCCUAUACCACAUGUACACGUUCCGCAGCAAUCAUAAGAUCGGCUUCAUCAAACCUCAUCCUGUUGUGACACAAAUCCAGAGGGUUGCGAUGGAAACCAAACUUACAUUUGAUUCCUUUGUCAUGCCCAUGUUGUGUCCGCCCGUUCCUUGGACGUCCCCGAAGAGCGGUGCGUACCUGCUGACUCCCACCAAGUUGAUGCGUGCCACCGACGGAGCCAUCCAACACCAACUUCUCCUGGAGAAGAGCCGAGAUGAAGAUCUCCAUGCUGUGCUGGACUCCCUCAAUCAGGUGGGCAACUGUCCCUGGAAGAUCAACAAGCCCCUGUUGGACAUCAUCAUCUCGAUAUUCAAUGACAAAGGCAGUGACAAGCUAUGCGUCCCUCCACCGCUGUCGGAAGCACCUGAGAUUCCUCGCUUCAAUCCUCAUGACCCAUCCUACACUCAGAUUGAGAAGGCCUACAUGAAGCGGCAGGGUGUCAAAGCCAAGAAGAAAGUGGCAGAGAUGCACAGUCUCCGAAUGGACGCACUGUAUAAGCUGUCCAUCGCCAACCACAUGAGGGACGAGAUCUUUUGGUUUCCCCAUAAUAUGGACUUCCGAGGUCGUACGUACCCCCGUCCGCCUUAUUUUAACCACCUUGGCAGUGACGUGACCAGGGCCUUACUGGUGUUUGCCGAGGGACGACCUCUCGGUCCCAAAGGCCUUGACUGGUUGAAGAUCCACCUGGUGAACCUCACGGGGUUGAAGAAGCGUAGCUCACUAGCUGGAAGAUUGGAGUAUGCUGAGAGCAUCAUGGAGGACAUCCUAGACUCGGCAGACCAUCCUCUUGAUGGUCGCAAAUGGUGGAUGAAUGCAGAUGAGCCGUGGCAGGCACUGGGUUGCUGUAUGGAGAUUGCAAAUGCCUCACGCUCACCCGACCACACCAAAUUCAUCUCCUAUUACCCUGUACACCAGGACGGCUCAUGCAACGGCCUCCAGCACUAUGCUGCCCUCGGGCGGGAUGUAAUUGGUGCUACUUCGGUGAACCUCAUGCCCUGUGAACUGCCUCAGGAUGUCUACAGUGGUGUAGCUCAGCAGGUGGAAGAGUUCAGGGCUCGGGAUGCAGAGAAGGGUUUGAAGAUCGCACAGGUGCUGGAGGGCUUCAUCAGCAGGAAGGUGGUGAAGCAGACAGUGAUGACCGUGGUCUAUGGCGUCACUCGCUACGGGGGUCGUCUGCAAAUCGAAAAGCGACUGAAGGAAAUCGAUGAUUUCCCUAAGGAUUACAUAUGGGAUGCUUCACAUUACCUGGUGGUUCAGGUUUUCAACAGCUUGAAGGAAAUGUUUACUGGGACGAGGGAGAUUCAGGAAUGGCUGACGGAGAGCGCUAGGCUAAUAGCUAAGUCUGGGAGAACAGUGGAGUGGGUGACACCGCUGGGACUUCCUAUCGUUCAGCCCUACCACAGAAUUAAGAACCAAACGCUCAAGAGCAGCAUACAGAAUCUGAGCAUCAAUAUAAGCCAUGAUGCCAAUGAGAAACCAGACAGCAUGAAGCAGAAAAACGCCUUCCCUCCUAAUUUCAUCCACUCUCUGGACUCCACGCACAUGAUGCUGACAUCACUGCAUUGUUACAGGGCCGGUCUCACGUUUGUGUCUGUCCAUGACUGUUAUUGGACCCAUGCUCUGACGGUGGACACCAUGAACAGGGUGUGUCGUGAGCAGUUCGUGGCUCUGCAUAGUCAGCCCAUUCUAGAGGAGCUGUCCGGGUUUCUUCUGCAGAAAUAUUGCAGCAGGCCUCCGGUUGUAUCCAAGCCAAAGAAGAUUCAAGAAUACUAUAAGAUGGUGCAGCUUUUGUCCAGCGUUCCUCAAACAGGUGAUUUCAACCUGGAAAAGGUGAAAGAAUCAGUGUAUUUCUUCAGCUGAAGAGCGUAUCGUGAGCUGACGGACAGCUUUUAUCAGGAGGCUGAGAGCCCUCCACAGACCUCAUCAAAACAGACUGCUGCUUUUUACUACAUUGAAAGAGUGCAUGACUGAGGCUGGAUUGGUUGAUCUGGUAGUGUGCGUGAGUGAGUGAGUGUGUGCGUCUGUCUUGUCAUAUUAUCAUAAAGACAUCACUUAAGCACUGAAGCAGAGUUCUGACGGAGGUAAACAGCAGGAGUCGCCCUUGUGUGCGGUUACGAGAGCGUGGAAGCGUAUACGUGAUCUCCUCUUGGUAUGGAGCAGGAACGCACUCUCGGCAGGGCUCUGAUCCGCUCCUUCACUCCUGAGUGCUAACGCGGAGCUGAUUAACCACAGAUUCUGGCUCUCAUCGAUUUCAAGGCAGCCCCGUCUGAAAGGCCCUCUCUGACAUUUCCACUUGGACAUGAUUUACUCCCAGCAUCCCCCCACAGCUGGCGGCUCUCACAUUCAAAGACAAUGAAAAAAAAAAUGAGAGGAUAUUUAUGAUAAUGGAUCAGAGCACCUUUAGGACAACUUUGGAUGAUGUUUGACCUUGUGGUGUCUUUUUUUUUUUUUCAAAGCACUUAAAUGACUGUGUUUUAUGAACAAAGACAUUUUUAUUCGUUGGGCGCUUAUUGGAGAAUUUACACAUGGCAUUCAGUGAGAAAUAAAGUCAAUAUUUUUGCACUCUG
Megalobrama amblycephala (Wuchang bream) is the source of this 4799-nucleotide messenger RNA. It is a transcript of the gene polrmt, whose product is annotated as polymerase (RNA) mitochondrial (DNA directed). The transcript is spliced from 21 exons. Lineage: Eukaryota; Metazoa; Chordata; Actinopteri; Cypriniformes; Xenocyprididae. The record is from RefSeq and is a predicted model, not a curated record. Gene Ontology annotation, molecular function: DNA-directed RNA polymerase activity; protein binding; mitochondrial promoter sequence-specific DNA binding. Gene Ontology annotation, cellular component: mitochondrial DNA-directed RNA polymerase complex. Gene Ontology annotation, biological process: mitochondrial transcription. The coding region runs from base 97 to 4092 and encodes 1331 amino acids.